Molecule: messenger RNA, 2002 nt
Organism: Drosophila takahashii
Lineage: Eukaryota; Metazoa; Arthropoda; Insecta; Diptera; Drosophilidae
Gene: miple1
Product: midkine and pleiotrophin 1
Biological process (GO): mesoderm morphogenesis
Cellular component (GO): extracellular region
Molecular function (GO): growth factor activity; heparin binding
Source: RefSeq, a predicted model, not a curated record
UUAUGCUGCUGUCCUUAUAUCAUUUCAUUCAGUUUCGAAGAGUCGUGCAACGAGAGCAGUUUUGCCGUAAAAAGCUAUUCUGCACUGUGUCUGAGUCUGGAGUUGUUUUGUGUGUAUAACUAACGUGGGCAGCAGCAGUAGAAGUCACACCAUGAGAAAUAAUUGUAACGCGAUUUUACUGGCAUCGUUUGUGACAUGGUCGGGGGUGUUGUGUAGCACAGUAUGGGGCACCACAGAGGGCCAGGAAACACCUCUCGCACUUCCGGUGGCGGAGCAGACCCAGCCCACUACUGCCAUACACGGUGAGGUAUGGGAGGAAGACGAUCACGAAGUGUUAAUAAGAAACGAGCGUGGCACCAAGAGCGACGGUUUGUCAUGCCGAUACGGCAAGAACCCGUGGACUGAGUGUGAUACGAAAACUAAUACGCGUUCUAGAACCUUGACAUUAAAGAAGGGCGAUCCAGCAUGCGACCAAACGCGAACCAUUCAGAAGAAAUGUAAAAAAGCCUGUCGGUAUGAAAAGGGAUCCUGGUCGGAAUGCGCAACUGGACAAAUGACUAGAGCUGAUAAGCUAAAAACGAGCAGUGAUCCGUCCUGCGAAGCAACUCGGGUCAUUAAGAAGAACUGCAAGCCCGGAAAGUCCAAGGACAAGAGUGCCAAGGAACAGCGUAAGAACAAAGAUAAAGCUGCUCGCAAAGGACGCGUUUAAGUGAUUUCAUACUCGAUAAUUUAAUUGCCCCGUGUUAGUUUGUAUCAAUCCGAUGCAAAUAGUUUAAGUUGAACUUAUUUUUUAAAAAAUUCAUAACAGAAAAAUCGUAAUGACAUUAAGUGUCUGCUAUGUAUACCCAAAAAGCAUUUUAAUUAAAUGCACAUAUUGAUUAAUGUUGUAGUUUGGUUUUCAAGCAAACGAUAAACUUAAUAUAAACGACAGUAUGUUUAACUGUAAAACGUAAUAGCAACUUUGCGGAAUUUAACAUAUUUAUGCAAUGCAGAAUAAAAAUAUAUUCAUACAAUACCAUACCUACAUAAAUACCAAAUUAUUUAGUUUACUUCAAAAAGAAAGUCAUACGUACAUCCAAGCCAACAUCCAUCAGUCUCUGAAAUGGUUAAUGAAAGGCAGUUGCCUUAUCGGAAUAAAGGAUAUUUCUUAAACGCAGCCUCUUAAAUUGUGUGACUGUUUAAACACCUUCAUAAAUUUAGCAGAGUUGUUCUUCAAUUGAAUUUAAAUAAUAUUAACCGUAAAUCUAAAACGAAAACCAAACAAUUAAUCUGAUAUUGGUGUAACAUUUUGGCAAGUAUCAGCUUCUGUAUCUCAUCUCAAGAAAACAGAAUGGUAUUGCAAAAAAAGUAAAAUAAAUACAGAAAUCAAAGAGAUGGUAAAAAGUUUGUCAUUCGCAGAUAUUAAAUUAAUAAAACACUUAGUGUAAAUAUUGUAAAAAAUAAAAACCUACUAUAGAAAGAAGAAAAACAAAAAGACAAAGAAUGAGACACGACGGUCUAAGUCACAGAUCCGUCGUAGUUGCAACGUAGGCAAUUGGCAUUUUAAAGUAGUUUACAACUCACAUUCACUGGGUACAAUUAAAAUAUAAAUUUGGAAAUACCAUUCCCAAAAUUAAUAUACAAGUCGAAAUACAGACAAACAUACUUACAUUCAUACAUAUUCUGAUCAAAAAUUGUACCAUUUCAAAGACAUGGUUUAUCUUUUUAAUAAACACAUAUAUAAACUUAGAACGUUAACUACGACUUAAUGUAUUUUUCUGUAAGCAGUUUUACAACCAUACCCGUACAUUCAUAACUACAAAGUCAAGAAGAACAGCUCACUCACAGCAUGCAAAUUCAUAAAUACAUCAUCCUUAGGGGCAGUAUUUAUCUGAGUCUUUUAAUUCCAUAAGGAAGAGCGUAGAAGCAACUCCCCCAAAGUAAAGUGAAAUUUGUUUACGUACGUAUACAACAUAAGAAAAAAGUAACUGAACUUUAAUAAAUACAAAUAUUACGAAAUAAA